Messenger RNA from Ostertagia ostertagi, 1470 nucleotides. Lineage: Eukaryota; Metazoa; Nematoda; Chromadorea; Rhabditida; Trichostrongylidae. The record is from the annotation of a GenBank genome assembly.
UUAUCAAGCGAUCUAAACCGCUUUAGGAAGCGAUUCUUCGUCGUGGAGCCUGGUGACUCAAUAAUUCGCGAUGAAGAUCGGGACGAUUCUGAGCCGAGAACACCGGCUCCGGAAGGACUUCAUGUGGACGAUCGUACCUGCCAUUUAUGCUGGGAGGAGAGCCGGUAUCCCGGCCGGCACAUAGCGCAAAAACAUCUGAAGAAACCGUUGUACGAGUGUCCUGUGUGCGAGGGUUUCGGCAGCUAUGAGGGGUGUACGGUAUUGAAACACAUUCAUAAGGUACACCCUGAUUGUCCAGAGGCGCAGCCGCUUAGCAAUCUGGAACGGUACGCAGACGAAAUCCGAGACCUACAGAAUCGCUGCUUUCCGAAUCGUCCAAUGAAGCUCGUCCGGCCGAAGGAGAGCACUCGUCCGAGAGAGCGACAUCACUGUAAGAUAUGUGGGACACAGGUAGCGCAAUCCGAUCGUCAACGGCACGUAUAUCACAGGCAUCUACAGCGCACACGGAUUUUUGAAUGCCCGUUGUGCAAUUUCGCGUCGAAUUACGACGUUCAUAGAGUGAAAUGGCACAUUAAAUGGAUGCACAAAGAUGACAAGGAGCUGGAGCCGAUUUCCCACGAAAAUGAGUACAGGAAAGAAAUUGAUCACCUGAACGAGGAAUGUUUCCCUGGUUGGCAGCACCGUCGAAAACCAUUUUGGUGGCUAGACAACGAUGACAAGAAGUCUGAGAUGAAGCAUGAAGAGCUCGAGAUUGAUGUUGACAGUUUCGGGAAUAUUUCGGAUUGUGCCAAAGACAGCACCCCAAGUUCGACCGGUAAUGAUGAAGAAGACUCGAUUUACGAUGAAUCAUUGGACCAUCAGAACAAGGACCACGUAGGUCAACCCAUGAAGCGCGUCAGCGAGUGGACAUGUCGGUUAUGUCUGAAGGAGUUCAAGCCCACAUCGAAUUUUCUCCGACACGUCGCCAAAGAUCAUCUUGACAUGCCGCUGUUUCAAUGUGCGAUGUGUGAAUGGGGAGCAGCAGAUGCCUACGAGGUGAAAGCGCACAUGGUCAAGGUGAGGAACUAUGCUUGGCAGAAAUAUGGAAGGAGUGAGGAUGCGGGUGCCUCAAAGGCUAAUGUCGCUAGACGUUUCCAUUGUAUUUUCAUAGAACGCAUAAUAACGCGGAUUCGAUCCGACUCAAUUCGACUAACCCCAGAUCAUGUUCAGCAGCGAUUUUCUGAGUGUUUCCCAUCAAGAAAAAUGAAGCCUGGUACUUUUGAUAAGCGGAAAGAUUCAACAAUGGUCAGUGAUGAAACCAAAGUCACAUGUCAGGAGUGUUUCCAAGAGAUGAAAACCGAAGAUCGUCAGAUUCAUGUUUAUCGACAUCAUCUCAAGGAACCACGUCUCUAUGAGUGUCCACUUUGUGACUUCUCUCAUCAUGCCUGUUCUAGUGAUGUCCGAGCUCAUAUUAAGUUCACUCAUCGAUAA